CAAUGUCCAGCUUGACCAAGGACAUUGGUAAUUGAUGCCGCCUUUGCUGUCUACUGGGAGCCUGGUCCGCUCAUUGUACUAAUAAAACUUGAUAGGUCAGCUUGAUAUAUUGGGGCAGUUCUGACCUCGAAUGUGGCAAAUGGCUCUCCAUGGUGGAGCACAGGCUAAGCAAGCUAAAAGAACGUCUCGAAACUACAGACCCCAGACCUGAUGAAGUGUGUCUUUACCCACACCGAUUAUUGGAUCUUGAACGCGAUAGUCGGGAUUCUGAGGGUGGCUACUGGGCCGGCUCCUACAUUUUGGGACUCCGACGUUUUAAAGAAUCAGAAUCAGAUAGGCGGAUCGCGAGCACAUGGGACCUCCAGACAGUGGCGAACAACACCGUGAUUCCAAAGGAUGAUUGCUCCAUCAAGACAGCCUACAUGACAGCGAAUGAUUUCAACGACGAAAACCUGAUCCUUUGUCCCCGGACUUGGCCACGUCCAGAAUUAGCGGUUGACCGGGAGAAAAGCUACAUGGCUAAGCUUGAUGACGGUCUCGACAAGCCUCAGAGAACUUCGAAACAUCAGAAAAGCAGGGAACAACCUAGCAGCGAGGAAAGCCACACAACUCCUAAAAGACUCCGCCCGGCAAGAGCUGUCUUGAGCCGUCUGAGGCAUGAUCCAACAUUCAAUAUCGAUGAGUACAAGGUCGGAUACUUAGACAGGCAUACCGUUGUGCCACAGGAAAAGCCUGUAGCUUUUUGGGCAACAGACACGACGGACGAUUUGUUCAUUCCCGAGCACAGGAUUCUUUACUUCAAGAGAUGUCCAGCAAGUGGAGAGGAGUUUUUGAUGUGGCAUAAAGCUGAAAAAAUUGAUAGAAUAUUUACGGCCAGAGAGUGAUCGUGGAGGGAAACAUUUAGAUUGUACUGGAGUGGGUAGAAGAUUGGAAGAAUACCAACGUAGAGAAGUCGUCCAAGUCUUUAGGCAGACAUUGAAGUUAAGGAAAAGCUUCGAAUGAUCCUUCGAGUUCUCGAACAUUGGAAGUUAUCUAUAAAGACAUUGUCCAAGUCAUAUCAGACACUUUAAAUAAUUCCUCUUCGAAUGUUUCCUGGAGUUGUAGUACUUUGAAAGCUCACCACCAUAUACAUUGUUCGAAGUCAAAGUUGGACAUUGAAAUUGUUACCUCUCUUAAUAAUUCAAAACAAUUAGGCGCAGAUUGGGUGGCUUUCUGGAUUGAUCCAGCAAACUAUCUAACGUACUCUCUCCAUUGUCUGGCUUCGUUCAUGUUCUGGUCAGCACCCUUUUCUUACCCUUUGUGCCAACC
Hyaloscypha bicolor E is the source of this 1308-nucleotide messenger RNA. RefSeq lists its product as uncharacterized. Bases 150 to 884 code for a protein of 244 amino acids. NCBI's taxonomy places the organism in Eukaryota, Fungi, Ascomycota, Leotiomycetes, Helotiales, Hyaloscyphaceae. The transcript has 2 exons. The record is from RefSeq and is a predicted model, not a curated record.